CAGCUGCUAUAUUCCAUCCAAGUGUAGAGGAAGUGAUUCUCAUACAUAAUAUUUAUGAAGGACUUUGGGAUCUUUUGAGAUUAAUACUGCUUUGUAAAUGUAAGAUGUGGUUAUUAACUUAAGUCUAAAAUAGUGCCAAAUCAUCUAUUUAAGUUUUCAAAUGUUUUGCCAUUGAAACAAUCUGUUUUGCCCUUAUGGUUGGGGGGAAGAGGGCGGGCUUUAUCUUGAUUAUAUUCCUGAGCCUUGCAUGUGUUACGAACAACAAAAUACUUUGUCACUCAAACCACUAUGGUCCCCAUAUUUAGCUACUUUACGUUUGGUGAUCCUGGCUUUACUAAGAUAAAUUGACUAGUUCACCUAGUCAAGCUAGCAAGGAUAAUCCCAGAGGAACCGAAAGCACUGUCUUUAAUGCCUACUGUGUGAUUUAAAUAAUAAUAAUAAUAAAAAAAAAUCUUCUAUUGUGUCAGUAUGCUGUGUCAGAAGUAAAACACAUUGGAAAGAGAAAUUUUAACUACUUGUACACUUUAGAGGAUUCUAAAUUAACUUUGUUAACUCAAGAAAGGUACCUGGACAUUGCUCUGGGCAGCCCAAUGAAGACCUUGACUCAAUGUGCAGCUUUGGUCCAGAAAGCUAAGAUGUUAGGAUGCCUAAGGAACAGGAUGGAGAAUAAUAUGGAAAAUACGAUGCCAUUAUACAAAAUAUUAUCCAAUGCUAUUAUAGGAAAAUACAAUGCUGAAGCCUCACCUAGAAUAUUAUGUGCAAUACUGGUUACCUAAUCUCAAAUGGGAUAUUGCAGAAUUGGAACAGGUCCAGAGAAGGAUAACACAUGAUUAGAGGCAUGAGGAAAAACUCAUUUAAAGAGAGACUAAAAAGGUUGGGUUUGUUUACUUUAGACAGGAGACAAGUAAGAGGGGAUAUGAUAAAAAUAUGUCAAAGGUAGAUCCAGAGUUUCUGUUCUCCCUGUCAUGACACACAACAAGGGGAUGUUUUAAUGAAAUGAAAAGAUGGAAGAUGCAAAAUUUAUAGAAGGAAAUAUUUUUUUCACACAUUAUUGAGCCGUGGAAGUCAUUGCCAGAGGAUACUGUAGAGGCCAAAUACUUAGUAAGAUUGUAAACAAGGAUUUUAAGAGGCAAAGUAGCUGCUUAAAAGAAGAAAUCUUUGCCUGCCUUUCAAACAGAAGAAGUGACUUCAUGUAUGUGAAAUUUGUGUUUGUAUGUAUGCUAAGCCACGGUAUCCGGUUCCAAUCGUUAUUUUAGUAAUUUUGAGUUUUCAGACAUAGUUGCUUACAAUUAGGCACUGCUCAACUUGAGGCUCCUCCUUGAAAAUGUUGUUCUUAACAUAAUAUGCACAACUUUAUUUGAAUAAACUUUGCUUGACAUGCAGAGCUCUCUUUGAAGAUACAUGGCUGGUACUACUCCAUACCCUCAGAAGCUGGAUAUUUGGUUUAUAAGUACUGAUAUGUUCCUGCUGAUCACUUCCCACCUGAAGUCCUAAUCUGUAGUGGCAUCAAAAUUGGUUGCUACGGCAUCAAGUGACAUGGAGAAAAUGUGUUUAAGAUGGUCCAUCCAGAAGAUUUGUUACUUUGUGAAGAUCUUGCUUUUGACUAAUAUGUAAAUACCAUGACAACUUCAAAUUGAAUUAUUUUUCUUGAAAUCGACACUCAUCUGUUGCCUUCAUCAGAAAUGUUUUUAACAUUUUCAAGAAAAAACAUGUCCCAGAAACUGAGUUUGUUGUUGCUGGUGUUUGGAUUUAUUUGGGGCUUGAUGUUGCUGCGCUAUACUUUUCAGCAUCCAAGGCACCAAAGCAGUGCUGAAUUGCGUGAACAGAUACUAGACUUAAGUAAAAGAUAUGUGAAAGCCCUGGCAGAAGAAAAUAAGAACAUAAUGAACGGUGGUAAUGGAGCCUCAAUGGCAGGAUAUGCUGAUCUCAAAAGAACAAUUGCUGUUCUUCUGGAUGACAUCUUACAACGUCUGGUGAAAUUGGAAAACAAAGUUGACUACAUUGUUGUGAAUGGCUCAGCAACAAAUACCACCAAUGGAACCAGUGGUAAUCUGGUGCCAGUAACUACAAGUAAACGUGUAAAUGCAGCAAGCAAUAUUAGAUAACAUACAAGAUCACCUUAUGUUACUUUAUCAUAGAUUCGAUUUGAUUCAAGAAAAGCUUUUUACCUCUGGCUAGGCAAAGCAAUAGUUGACACUAACAUAUCGUACACUGUUCUGCUAUAGAAUGUGCUGGGUACAUGCAGUCCCAACUUCUGUACAUAAGGUUCUCAAAGGAUUAAUUUGUUGCUUUCAGACAGUUCUGUUAAAGCAGUGCUGUACAAUAUUGUAUUUAAAGAUAUUCUGGUAACUUGGUUGAUGUAGUAUGCCAAAUGGGUGAUACUUUGUAAUGUUUGAAGUUAAACUAAAAUGGAAAAAUAUAUAUUCACUUCUAAAAUAUAUUUAUUUAAAUAAAAAUUUAACAUAUCUUUUUGGAUAGAUUGAUUAUAUAGCUUAAUCAUUUUUUGUGUGAUCUGUUUUAAACAGGUAACUAAGGAUAAUGUAAUGUUAGAAGAUGUAUAUUAUUUACAGUAUUUUGUUACUUAUUAAUUUGCUAGUGAUAUGUUGAAGAUAACAUUGAGAUGUUUUAAAAAUUGCAACCCAAAGAAUGUCUUUAUUUGCACUACCUGCUAGAAUAGCUAGAGAGAAUUGAUUGUAUAUUAAAAAAAAAUCAAUUGUAAUGAAAAUCUUGGGUAGCAACACUGUCCAGAUAUCUUUGCUCCAGAAAUAGAUCAGUUAGAUUAUCAAAGGCAAAACAAUCUCUGAUAUCAUGCAUAGCUAUUUCAUAGAAAGAUAUUUGUAUGUGUAUUUUGUAACUUCAGAUAAGUUAUUUAAGAGAUGGAAGUCAGUUUUCAGAUAUGUGAAUAUUUUUAUUCAUUGCUGUUUCUUUUUAAUAUUUUAGUAUCUUGUAGUGUGUGAAAAAUAUAGCACAUUAUCUCCUUAAGUUACUUUUUUAAAUAGGAGGGAGUAGGUAAAUUAAGUUGAAGGGAAGCAGUGCAUCUUGGAAUAUGUACUAAAGAGAUGCAUGUGCUAAUGGUGUUUUAUGAGGGACGUAGGUGGAAGCUAAGGUUACAUUGCCUUAUAUCCACGUUAGCCUUACAGCAAUGAAAAUUGCAGUGAGGGUGCACUAUAUUCCAAAAUGUGCUUUCUGCAUCAUAAAUGCUAAAAUGAAAGUGCCAUUCAGCCCUAUGUUUUUUAAAAACUAUAUUGAGUGGUGGUUGUGGGGUUUUUUUUGUUUGUUUUUUGUUUUUUUUUAGAAUUAUGUUCAGUAAUUUUUGCUUGAAAUAUGCUGUGUAAUAGCUUUUUAAUAUUUUAUUAAAAAAAAAUGGAAUAAGACCAGAAGUGCUGGAUGACAUAUGGUCUCAAGGUUUUCUGCCUUUCUCCCUGAUGAUAGUCUGGACUGGUCUAGAGGAAAGUAGAAUAUAUAAAUAAAACUUGAGUUAGUGUCCAACUUUUUUUAUUUUGUGUUUGACAU
Messenger RNA from Terrapene triunguis (Three-toed box turtle), 3513 nucleotides. It is a transcript of the gene CCDC126, whose product is annotated as coiled-coil domain containing 126. Lineage: Eukaryota; Metazoa; Chordata; Testudines; Emydidae. The coding region runs from base 1683 to 2105 and encodes 140 amino acids. The transcript is spliced from 3 exons. The record is from RefSeq and is a predicted model, not a curated record.